AUGUCAGAGCCUUGUGUCAAAAAGUAUCAUUUAGUCGUCCUAGUCCAUGGACUUUGGGGCCAUGGAGCACAUCUGGAAUACAUCUCCAAAGCACUACAGGAACACUAUGUGAGCAAGUUUGGGCUCCGUAAAGAAGGUGAGUUUACGGAUGAAGAGAUCGUGAUCUAUACCACACACUUAAACGAGGGUUACAAAACUUACGAUGGCAUCGAUGUCUGUGGCGUAAGAGUCGCAAGGGAAAUUGAAGAUCGCAUCGAGCAGUUGGGAGCUGUUACCAAGUUUUCGCUUUGCGGCUAUUCGCUGGGAGGUUUGAUAUCAAGAUACGCUGCCGGUUUACUUCAUCGACGUCAGUUUUUCAAGAAAAAGGAUAUCGAGCUCAUCAACUUCACCACUUUUUGCACGCCGCAUGUGGGCGUUUUGGCGCCGGGCAAAAAUGUGGCUGUUAAUCUCUUCAAUGCAAUUGUGCCCACUGUGCUUGGUAACAGCGGGAAACAAAUGUUUUUGAAGGAUAAAGUCAAACGUGCAAACGGGUUACCGCUAGUGUAUUUGAUGGGAAUGGAGGGGUCUGUAUUUUACAGGGCGCUACAAGAGUUCAGAUACAUCUCAUUAUACGCUAAUGUCAUUAAUGACAAGAGAACUGCUUGGUGGACGUCUGGUAUUUCAAGAAAUGAUCCAUUUUUUGACGUCACCGAACAAAAUGGCAUUCACCGCUUUAGUUACAUCAAGGGUUAUGAACCGAUUGUUCUGGACCAUAUGAAACCUAUUAAAAUCUUUAGAAUUGAGGAUGUGGAAAUAGCUGAUAAAAGUAUUUGUGAAAAGCUUAAGGGAGAGCAUGAGAAAACUCAUGUUGUUAGAGAGAAUGGUUCUAAGGUCGACAGACGUGAGUAUUUUUUCUUCAAAUAUUGGAUUGCCAAGAUUGGAAGAUGGAUCCUUGUCUUUCUCAACCUCGUAUUAAUCGCACCACUAUGGGUUGUGUGGUUUCUCAUAUCCGGAUUUAUGGAAACAGUGAAGUCGACUGUAAGAGUAACGACUUUUUUGAGAAAAUACUCGCAUCAACUUAUACAGGAUUUUUAUGACAUCCCAUUAGAGCCGCUAUCUGAAGCUAGUAGCGACCUGUCCGCAACUUUGACCAACGAAUAUGAGCAGCAUAUUCAGGAGUCCUUGAACGACCAAACCGAUACGUUUAUUGAAAGUCUCUAUGAUGCUAUCGAGAGGAAAAAUACGCUGGCUGCCGCAGUGAGGGAGUCAAGUCCCGAUCUGGAUUUGGUGCCCAACAGUACAUCAGAUGCAAGCGAUUCUAUAACCACUACCAUUAGGGAGCUCGAAACCACUUCAGUGGAUCAUAUUAUUUCAAGAGCUAAAGGCGCCAACCUAAAGAAAUUGCCGCCACUGCAAAAUCUCCGCCUCGCCAUUUCGCCAAGGCAAUUGGAUAUAAUUGACUCUCUCAACAAGCUGGCUUGGCAGAAAUUUCCAAUAUAUAUCCGCAACACUUCAAGCUCGCACGCAUGUGCCAUUGUGCGGCAUGAGGAUCCCAAUUUCGAAGAAGGAAAAGUGGUGGUGAAGCACUGGGUUGAAGAAGUAUUCAAAUUUGAAUGA
Molecule: messenger RNA, 1596 nt
Organism: Lachancea mirantina
Lineage: Eukaryota; Fungi; Ascomycota; Saccharomycetes; Saccharomycetales; Saccharomycetaceae
Source: the annotation of a GenBank genome assembly